AUGGCGGCUCGCUUGCUCAGAGGAGGAAGGGCAGUGCUGUCCCCCGGUGGCCCGCCUUGGUGCCUCUUCCCUCGCGGACUCCGGCUCUGGAGCGCGAGCUGGGGAGCCAUGCGGAGGCCAUUCUGUGCGCGCCGGGAACAGGCGUGGCGAGCCUUCGGGCUCGCAGGCAGCUGCCCCGGAAGCCGGGCCUUUAGCACGGCCGUGCCCCCGCCGCCAGGGUCGUCCGAGCCGGGGUCGAAGGGCAGCGAAGAUCCCACGCGCCCCUCGAAGCCUGGGCCUGUUUCCUGGAAGUCUUUAGCCUUGACAUUUGCUGUGGGAGGAGCUAUACUGGCCUGUAUGAAGUACUUCAAGAAACAAAAGACGGAAAAACUGGAGAAGGAACGCCAUCGAUCCCUGGGGAAACCUUUACUUGGAGGACCGUUUUGUCUCACAACUCACGUUGGAGAGCCUAAAACUGACAAAGACUACCUGGGCCAGUGGGUUCUGAUUUAUUUCGGUUUCACUCAUUGCCCUGAUAUCUGCCCCGAAGAACUAGAAAAAAUGAUUCAAGUUGUGGAUGAAAUAGAUGGUAUUCCAACGCUGCCAAACUUAACUCCACUUUUCAUCACUAUUGACCCAGAGCGGGACACCAAAGAAGCCAUUGCAAGUUACGUGAAAGAAUUCUCUCCCAAACUGGUCGGCUUGACUGGCACAAAAGAGGAGAUUGAUCGAGUGGCCAGAGCAUACCGAGUGUACUACAGCCCUGGCCCCAAAGAUGACGACGAGGAUUACAUAGUAGAUCAUACGAUAAUCAUGUACUUGAUUGGCCCCGACGGUGCAUUUCUAGAUUAUUUCGGCCAGAACAAGAAGCCCAUAGAAAUAGCCGGUUCCAUCGCUGCCCACAUGAGGGAACAGAGGAAGAAGAGCUAGCUGGCACAGCCCGGUCAAGUGGGAGCUGCUCUCACCGGAGAGAAAGAAAAGCUCUGUCUCCCCCCAACCAACAGUGUGCAAUGUACGAGAACGGCCUUCAAACUCCGAGCGCAUCUAUGUUUGGCAUGAAGCUCAUUACCCUUGGGCUCCUGCAUCCAAGAUAGCAUCUUGGAACGCUGGGCACACUGGGAACGCGACGUGAGGCCACGCGGAGCAGCCUCUGGGUGGGACAGGCCUGGAGGAGGCCCGUUGGUGUGUGCACCCACGUCAACGUCCUGGCUGCUACCGCUCUGUGUCUUCGACUUUUUUUUUUAAUGAGUGUGGGGCUGAUUUCCUGGACAAGCGUGUAAUUUCUGCAGUGUCCCUGCUUUCGCGUGGCAAAGUCAAAUUAACCCUGCCACUCAGACUUGAUGCGGAAAAGCUUUAAGUGUCAUCUUCCCCGUGAACGGGGUCAGUGCCGAGUCUGCCUCUCCUGCACUGCCAGUGAGGGCUGCUCUGACACGACUGCGGGGUGGGGAGGGAACACGGAUUAGGGGGGGUGGUUUUUAGCUAAGUGAUUUGCCAGAUUUUCAGUGACUUGCAGGCUACCUCCAAGUGGCCACUGAUGAGGAGAGUGAAGUGGAGUGCUUGCCCAAAUAUCCUGGGCUUCACCCUUGUGGACCCAAUAAAGUUGUGUGGUUUUAUA
Molecule: messenger RNA, 1594 nt
Organism: Echinops telfairi (small Madagascar hedgehog)
Lineage: Eukaryota; Metazoa; Chordata; Mammalia; Afrosoricida; Tenrecidae
Gene: SCO1
Product: protein SCO1 homolog, mitochondrial
Exons: 6
Coding region: 1-909 (302 amino acids)
Biological process (GO): mitochondrial respiratory chain complex IV assembly
Source: RefSeq, a predicted model, not a curated record